AUGGCGGAAUUAGCAUACCAGAUUCUUCCGACUAUCCAUCAAGUUGAGGUCGGCAACUAUUCAGUCUUUUAUCGCGAAGCUGGGCCAGCUGAUGCUCCAACUCUGCUAUUACUCCAUGGCUUUCCCUCGUCCUCGUUCCUGUUCCGACACAUGAUCCCCCUUCUUGCUUUAACAUACCAUGUUAUCGCUCCCGACUUUCCUGGAUUUGGCUUUACGAAGUCUCCUGCAACUUUCCCUCAUACAUUUGACAACAUAGCCGAUGUUAUGGAAGGAUUUCUCGACGCCCUGAAUAUUCAUGAAUUUGCCGAGUACAUUAUAGACUAUGGGGCUCCGGUUGGCCUGCGACUCGCUGUGCGACGCCCGCAUGCGGUCAAGGCUAUUGUGUCGCAGAAUGGAAAUGCUUAUUUGGAAGGACUCGGGCCCGGAUUUGAUGCCUUAAGAACCUACUGGGCUUCCGGAAGUCAAGCGGAUCGCGAUGCAUUGAUUCCCUUUUUCACCUUGAACGCAACCGAAUCGCAAUACACCACGGGAACAAAGAACCCCGAAAGCCUUGAACCGGAGUCAUGGUGGCUCGACUAUGCACUCAUGAAUGACCAGCCUGGGAACAUAGAUAUCCAGCUGGAUUACUUUUUCGAUUACCGCAACAAUGUGGCGCAAUACCCGCAGUACCAAAAAUACUUCCGCCAGUCUCAAGUGCCCCUGCUUGCUGUAUGGGGAGAAAAUGACCAAUUCUUUAUUCCUGCCGGCGCGAAAGCGUAUAAGCGAGAUCUACCGCAUGCCGAGAUUCAUCUCAUUGAUGCUGGCCAUUUUGCUUUGAUCAGCAAUCUUGAAGACAUUGCACACUUCAUGCUACCAUUUUUACACAAGACUUUGGGGAAGGGAGUGCAUUAUUAG
Molecule: messenger RNA, 894 nt
Organism: Trichoderma virens Gv29-8
Lineage: Eukaryota; Fungi; Ascomycota; Sordariomycetes; Hypocreales; Hypocreaceae
Exons: 3
Coding region: 1-894 (297 amino acids)
Molecular function (GO): epoxide hydrolase activity
Source: RefSeq, a predicted model, not a curated record